AUGUUUGAUGCUGUGAUGAGCUGGUUCCGUCCUUCCGGACAGGAGGAGGUUCAGGAGGUGACUUGGGAUCCCGUCACUCUCACCAUGAACCAACCUCAGAGCCCGGCCGCCCCCACCAUGGAUGAGAUCGUCACCGAUCAGCCUUCCCUUGGCGAAGGAAUGGAAUUGCGCCUGCGUGGUGGUGACGGACCGGAGGAUGCGUGA
Messenger RNA from Aspergillus tubingensis, 204 nucleotides. Its product is annotated as melibiase family protein. The record is from RefSeq and is a predicted model, not a curated record. Bases 1 to 204 code for a protein of 67 amino acids. Lineage: Eukaryota; Fungi; Ascomycota; Eurotiomycetes; Eurotiales; Aspergillaceae. The transcript has 2 exons.